UCAGAGGAUGCGAAGUGUGCAAGACAUUCAUGGCCUCCAAUGUCAUAUUCAGGAGUGGGAACUUGCUUGAUCUCAAGGUGUGUCCUUAGAGAAUACGCGAACACGAUGGAUCAGAUAACGGCAUGUUUCGGUUGAACGGCUGUGCGGCACUGGAAGGUAAUGCCAAACAUACCCCAAAAACCGUGCAUUUGCUUGGUAGCGAUAUGGACUCCCUCUUCAGAUGAGUAUAACUCUCGCGCUACAGCGUCGUUGCUGCCUAUUUCGGAGGACAAUUUCGAUCGAAAAGUCAUCAUACGCGCCGCCCAAAGUAGACCGCCGCCCUCAACAGGAGCCAAAAGCACUGAACUCAUAUCUACCCAGACUGAGCAACGUCCAGAUGCCGCUUAUAAUUAUCGCCCCCCUGAACUCGCUCCUCCUCCGCUCGCCAUUUAUCACCCUGUUUUUGCUCGGUUCCGACAUAGCAUGGCUGCUCCGACGGAGACCCUUGAAUUUACAAGCCAGGAGCUUGACCAAGCGUCAACGUUUAUUGAUGUAUCCCUUCGACAUUACCCGGAUAAAACCUCCCGGCUGAAUACACUGCAAGCGGUGAUCACCUGCAGCGGACAAAAAUUUUGGGGCGAGCGAAUCAUUCUUGUCGACAAUGGAAUGAAAAUACAGCCAGACGGAGGUCUCGCAAUCAGUAUCCGAGACCUUCCUGUAUUGUAUUCAACCUUGGGAGAAUUGAAGAAUGGAGGAGGUGACGGAGGUUGUGACCCAUCCGACCAAGCCCAGUGUGCGUAUAUGAAGGUUGUGUCUUCACCUCAAUAUACUCGUGUGCGAGAAGUCUCAUGCUGCCCGGCUCUCCUCGUAGGCCUCUCAGGUCAUGUUAUGGCAGUCUGGGGGGCUGCUUUUGCAGACCGUUUCUUCUUUGAACGUCUGUCCUUAGUUUUUGUCGGUCCGCAGCCGGAUUCUUGUGCUCGUUCCCCUACUUCUGGUCGGAGUGACCUUGAAGUGGGCAUCAGAAUGGUCGCAAAGCUACUCCGAACCCUUGAGGUUUGCAAUGAAGAACUUGAAACCCAUUAUCAAAAUCUUAACUUGCCCCGUUUGUCUUCGCUCAGUGCUUUCACAUCAGCCCGUAUCUCCCGGUCCUCAGGUCGCGCAUAUCGUCCAUAUUCUUCAAACCGGCUCCAAUCUGGGGAUCCUUCUCGAUUUGUCCACUGGAAAUCGUUGUCAUGUGGGGGAAAAGAAUAUAACCUCGAGUUUCAUCGGCGUCUCACCACAUACAUGGACAAAACUGUCUUUCUGGCUGUCAUGACUCACGCUUCUGACUCUAAAAUCCCCCCUACCAAUUUAGUUGUCAAGUUUGCGUACCGUUACGGUGAGACUGGUCAUCGUCUCCUUGCGGAAGCUGGUCUCGCUCCCCGCAUUUACUAUUGUGCCUUUGAUGAAACUAUUGGUCUAUGGGUUAUUGUUAUGGACUAUGUCGAAGGUGUACUUUGCAAGGGCAAGCUCGUUGGGGGUGAAGCCAAAUCACUCACUCGCGCGAUCAAACUACUCCAUGAUAACGAUUUGGUAUUUGGUGACCUUCGGGAGCCAAAUAUCAUCAUUAGCAAGCCAAGAGAAAGUGUGUGUGUGGUAGACUUUGAAUGGUGUGGUCCGUGUAAAGAUAUCAAGGAAGGCGGGAAUGUUGUCCAAAGACGCGCGCGAUAUCCUACCAAUAUUGCGCUCAGUGCCGAAUACAACUGGGCUCCCGGUGUUGAAGCAGAUGGAGUGAUUGCGAAGGAACACGACAACCAUCGACUUCAAAUGAUGGUUUGAUUAUUACCCUCAUGACGCCAAAUUUUCGA
This is a messenger RNA of Lentinula edodes (shiitake mushroom), 1826 nucleotides long. RefSeq lists its product as uncharacterized. Lineage: Eukaryota; Fungi; Basidiomycota; Agaricomycetes; Agaricales; Omphalotaceae. The record is from RefSeq and is a predicted model, not a curated record. The transcript has 4 exons. The coding region runs from base 160 to 1797 and encodes 545 amino acids.